CCACCUCAAACCUGUGCUGCCCUGACAGUCCUAAGCGCGCCCUGCAAACUGAGAUCAGGAACCUGGGGUGGUGAAUUUUCUUUCACUAUUUCCGUGGGGAUGGCACAGCUGGAGCUGCGGGCGCUACCGGCCUGGGCGGGUCCCCGGAACCGGCACGACGCUGCGAGCUGCUGUUCCGCCCCUGGCCACCCUCGUGUCCAUCAGAGCGCGCUGCGCGUGGCAGGGUUUACGGGUCGCUGUCCUUCGGCCGCCCCGUUCCUGCCAUGCAUUGGGCAGCUGCGCCAGGAACGAGCUGUCCUGAGCCAGGCAAGUGUAAAUUCCUUUGGGUCUUCCGAUGUCUCCGAUCUAGUGCUGUGCUGUCACCAAGCCAACUGAUUCUGAUUUUAAGCUGACAGGUGCGGUGGCCAUGGGGCUAGGAGGGGUGCCAAACAAAACCCAAUUAUCUGUAAAACAGAACCAUGCCGGGUCUUGGAGUUUCUGCAGCAGUACCUCCUUCCCUACAUGAGAGCUGCCUCAGCUUGUGCGAGUGUGCGGAUAUCCAGCUGUUCCUGAGGAUGAGGCAUUGCAGAAAGCAGAGCUUGUGUCAGUGCUUCUUUAAACCCUUCUAAUAUAAAAAUACAUUAAAGCAGAAGCAUUUGAGGAAAUAACGUACAAAAAUAGGGGUACCCAUUGCAAGCAUAUGUAUAAGCUGUCUUUCUUUAAAGAUCCACAUUAAUGGACAUUUUGUGGAACCACUCUGAGGGCAGUGUCCAGAAAGCUUUGUUAACCCCUUGUCUUCCACUGGUUGGGCAGCGUCUGACCCCAGUGCUCGAGGGCUGUGUGGAGAUUCCUCCCUGGAGUGGGGUCACUCCUUGAAGAUGAGCCACAAAGAUUUGAUCAUUGGACCAGACUGAAUUGUUUGCGACACCUACUGGGCUGGGGAAGGGCUAUAAAAUGGCCUGCAACCUUUGUCUGAGGCAGAAGAUAGUCCAGGAACAGCUCCCUCUUCCAGUGUUCCUCACUCAGCACAAGUGACAACCUGAGCAUCAUGCAACUGGUGGCCAGCCUGGUGUCCCUGCUGCUGCUGGUGUGGAGCAUGAGAGCCACGGCACUGCCCGGGGAAGAGAGACUGCAGAGCACCAGGGAACGGAGUACAGUCCGCAAGGGUGUCAUCCUGAAGAUGCUGGCAGGCCUGCUGGACAGUGUGGAUGCAGGGAGCGAGGCAGCCUUCUCAGAUGUGGAGGAGAAGGGCAAGCUGGAGGAGGACCGGGCAGUGCUGGGGCAGCUUGCCCAGCUCUCACAGCGAGACCGCAAGGUGCCCUGCAAGAACUUCUUCUGGAAAACCUUCACCUCCUGCUAGUGCCACCCAGCCUGGCCUUGCCAGCCUGCAAACACCUUCCCCACAACUCAUCUUCCUUGUCCACCCAGUUCCUUCUCUGUGCCCUGCACCCCUCAGAAUAAAGCAUAGC
Molecule: messenger RNA, 1448 nt
Organism: Vidua macroura (Pin-tailed whydah)
Lineage: Eukaryota; Metazoa; Chordata; Aves; Passeriformes; Viduidae
Gene: CORT
Product: cortistatin
Exons: 4
Coding region: 1028-1339 (103 amino acids)
Biological process (GO): regulation of cell migration
Cellular component (GO): extracellular region
Molecular function (GO): hormone activity
Source: RefSeq, a predicted model, not a curated record